Daldinia decipiens is the source of this 1015-nucleotide messenger RNA. RefSeq lists its product as uncharacterized. Bases 72 to 689 code for a protein of 205 amino acids. The transcript has a single exon. The record is from RefSeq and is a predicted model, not a curated record. Lineage: Eukaryota; Fungi; Ascomycota; Sordariomycetes; Xylariales; Hypoxylaceae.
GAGAGAAGUUCCGUCAUGGCUAAUCAUUCUUUACUCAAGUCAAACCCUUCGCUACUUACUAUUUAGCAAGCAUGGAUCUUGCUACGAUUCCAUUCACUAUACUAGGCGACCUGAAAACAGUAUGGGAUAUCUGUAAGAUCGUAAAGGAGCUCACUGGUGUCCCAGAAGCUUCCAAGGUGUUCGUGAAGAUACUUGAGCAGGUCAGCCGCGAUAACGAAUAUGCCCGCGAUUUUUUCAACAAAAUCCAGUCACACAGAAAGGACGAUCACAGCCAGUUCCAAUGGAUCGUAGAAAUAAUCACUACAAACAGUCAUGAAAUCAGUAGCGUCACGGACUUCAUGAGCCGACUGGACCUGUCGGAUUCGCCAAACCUCCAUCACCGGAUCGAGUUUGUCUUGAAAGAAGAGAAAACUCUCAACGACCAGGAGAAGGUAUUUCGCUUUUCGCAAAAUCGUGUAUUAGCCGCGAUCAGCACAAUGCACUUGUUAACUUUUCAGCCUGGUCCUUCAAGCAAGUCAUCUCUGUCUUCGCCUGCACCAAAGCCUUUGCUACGCAGAGCAUCUCCAGUACCACCGCGGUGCUGCCCGGGCACAAAAGAUGCGAACUCUACCCUAGGUCAACCAGGCGUUGUCGAUGAAAAGGUGGCUGAACAUGUUACUAUUACCACCAUUGAGGGGCCCGGGUUUUGAUUUGGCUGUCUACAUUGCGGAACCCAGGACCGUGGUCCAGAUCAUUGCGGGCUCCGCAAGGGUGUAGCCUACGGGCAGUGUAGUUGUUGGAUGUGGCUUAAAAAGGUCGUCUAGGUAUAAUUAAGUUAGUAGAUACCUAGGUAGGUACGCUGCUUGAACCACACAAGAUAGCCGUAAUCAUGAGGCUCUCGAUGGAACGUACCUAAGCACCUAGGUACAUACGGAUCCGUACUCUUGUUCUAUUUUUAGAUACCAUGCAUAGGUACUAAGGUACCUACAUAUAUGUACAUUAUGUACCUGGGAGACUUAAAGAGCAAUGAUACCUA